This is a messenger RNA of Hyaloperonospora brassicae, 711 nucleotides long. Lineage: Eukaryota; Oomycota; Peronosporomycetes; Peronosporales; Peronosporaceae. The record is from the annotation of a GenBank genome assembly.
AUGACGUUCCCGAAUCAAGCCAGCUACGCUCCAGGUCUCCAUCGAAUUGACCCCAACGGCCUCGUCAAGCCGGCGCAGUUGCGCAGGUCUUCAAGGACUGCAACGGAAAUUGCUGGCAUGAAGCAGGAACUCCAAUUGAUGCUGACGACGCUGUCACCCGAGCACGAGAGAGCGGUCCCUUUGCCGCAGGCGAUGCCGACCAAGAGUGAGAGUUUAGCCAACGUGGAACAUAGCUGCACCCGCUUACUCGAAGAUCCAAUCUUUCAAGGAGUCGAGGGCUACAGGUACACGUUAUCCGAGAACGAACCUGGUGCUGUCAGCUUAUUGCCAGCAGUUGGGGAUACAACUUCACGAGUCGAUCAAAUGACGACAUCACCACACACUCGGACCUCCCUGUAUGCAAAGGCCUCUACAGCUCGCUCUGGUGUGCCCAAGAAACGCUCCAAUCUUUCAAAAGUGUCCAAGCAAUUGAUGCACGACUGGUUCGAGCACAACUUGCACCAUCCAUACCCGACUGAACAGGAGAAGCUAUGGCUCGCUGAGCGUGGAGACAUCACGAUCGAGCAGGUGAGCAAUUGGUUCAUCAAUACUCGCGGUCGCAAGUGGAAACCGAUGCUCAAUCGACUCAUGGCUGAAAAACAGGCCGGGGACUGCAAAUUGCUUGACUUGAUGGUACGGAAGGUCGAAGAGCCGUAUCGCAAGGUUGUGUAG